AUGCUCAAUUUUUACAAACGUUUCCUACCUCAGUCAGCUUCAAUCCAAGCCACUUUGAGUGCACUUCUUGCCGGCUCUGUUAAGGCGUCUCACUCAGUCAAUCUGACUGGUGACGCACUUUUAGCCUUUAACAGGUGCAAUCAAAGUCUUGCUGAUGCUGCAUUACUCACACACCCGGUUUGUCGGGCUGAACUCGCGCUAGUAACAGACGCGUCCGACCUGGCAAUUAGUGGGGAAUGGCAACCAUUAGCAUACUUCUCGCAGAAGUUGACUCUCUCUCAACAAAAAUAUUCGCCUUACGACCGCGAGCUCUUAGCCAUAUACGAAAGCAUCAAAUACUUUCGUCAUAUGCUAGAGGCUAGAUAUUUAGUGGUGUUUAUCGACCAUAAGCCGCUCAGUUAUGCUUUCAACGAAAGGAAAGCUAAUUGUUCGUCUCGGCAGUAUCGUCACCUGGAUUAUAUCUCGCAGUUUACGACCGACAUUAGACAUAUAUCGGGAAAAGACAAUGUCGUCGCUGACCCACUGUCACGUGUCGAAGAACUGCAGAUGCCUAUCGACUUAGACGUGCUUGCUUCGUCUCAAGCAUCAGAUCGAGAGCUGACUCAAUUUCUAGGAGGUGAAUCUUCACUCCGUCUGGAAAAGUUGAGGAUUCCUAACUCUCAACUGCAACUUUAUUGUGACGUAAGCAAGUCUACACCUAAGCCUUUUGUUACCAAGCCGUUGAGGAGACAACUCUUUGACAGUCUUCACAGCUUAAGCCAUCCAGGUGCCAAUGCUAGUGCUAAAUUAGUAGCAGAGCGAUUUGUGUGGCCUGGCGUUUGUAAAGGCUGUCGAGAGUGGUCUCGACAAUGCUUGGCGUGUCAGCGCGCUAAGAUUCAUCGGCACAUUUCGUCACCGUUAGGCACGUUUGAUUUACCCCGCGCCCGAUUUACUUUUGUUCACGUGCACAUUAUUGGCCCCCUCCCUAUUUCUCAGGGUUACCGCUAUUGCUUGACUGCGGUGGAUCGUUUCACACGAUGA
Parnassius mnemosyne (clouded apollo) is the source of this 1020-nucleotide messenger RNA. The record is from the annotation of a GenBank genome assembly. Lineage: Eukaryota; Metazoa; Arthropoda; Insecta; Lepidoptera; Papilionidae.